This is a messenger RNA of Dendroctonus ponderosae (mountain pine beetle), 1116 nucleotides long. RefSeq names its product glutamate dehydrogenase, mitochondrial-like. The transcript has 5 exons. Gene Ontology annotation, molecular function: L-glutamate dehydrogenase (NAD+) activity. Gene Ontology annotation, cellular component: mitochondrion. Gene Ontology annotation, biological process: L-glutamate catabolic process. The coding region runs from base 99 to 899 and encodes 266 amino acids. The record is from RefSeq and is a predicted model, not a curated record. NCBI's taxonomy places the organism in Eukaryota, Metazoa, Arthropoda, Insecta, Coleoptera, Curculionidae.
CAAAGUCAAAAUACUUCGAAAAUGUUAAGAAACUGUCAGACGAAAGUGCAGUGAAUCAAAAAUUUCCUAAUUUCUAAAUCAUCAUUACAAUUACGCAUAUGUCUCAGUUAACCAAAUAUUUGCUUGUUCGUCGAUUAUUUCAACAUCCACUAGGAAGCCAGUGUAAAGGGCAGUAUCGGCUAAAGCAUGUAAUUCCAGAACGCCUGAAGAAAGUGCCAGAUCAAUCUGAUCGUAAAUUUUCUGAGAUGAUAGAAUACUUUUUCCAUCAAGCAUGUAUUGUUUGUGAAGAUAAGCUUGUUGAAGAUUUAGGAAAAAUUCGAGGAAAUAUUGAAACGAAGGAACAGCGUCAAGCUAAAGUUACAGCCAUUUUCAAGCAAAUUGAGGCAUGCGAUGCCAUGAUAGAAGUGGCAUUUCCGAUGAAACGGGACACUGGAGAGUAUGAAAUAAUUCAAGGAUAUAGAGCGCAACAUAGUCAACAUAAAUUGCCAACCAAAGGUACUGGCGAACGUGAAAUGGCUUGGAUGAUGGAUACCUAUUCGAAAACACUCGGAUAUCAAGACAUGAACUCUCAUGGUUGUGUCACAGGAAAGCCGAUAAAUCAAGGUGGAAUUCAUGGUAGAGGUUCAGCUACGGGUAGAGGAGUUUUUCAUGCAACCGAACAUUUCAUGGACAACGAAUGUUACAUGGAGUUUCUGRGUAUGAAACCAGGCAUCAAAGACAAAAYAUUCAUUSUGCAAGGUUACGGAAACGUUGGCUCACAUACUCACAGGUAUUAUCACAGAGCAGGGGCCAAAUGUAUUGGUAUAAUCGAAAUUGAUGGAUCAAUUUUUAAUGAGAAGGGUAUCGAUCCUGCUGCCCUAGAAACGUACAAGUUAGGCUCAGGAAAGGUAGUAUUGUAGGCUUUCCUGGAGCUAAAAAGUAUGACGGCGAUUUAUUUGAACAUGAGUGCGAUAUUCUUGUACCUGCUGCCAAGGAAAAAGUAAUAACAAAAGAUAAUGCUGGAAAAAUCAAAGGAAAAUUAGUGGUAGAAGGAGCUAAUGGGCCAACAACACCAGCAGCCGAGAAAUUUUGAUGGAGAAAAAAAUUAUUGUUAUUCCAGAUAUACUGGCUAAUUCA